AGUUCAUUCCAAGCCACGCUCAACGGCACACAGACGCACUAAAAAAUGUCAGCUAUAAAGCUUCAGUAUGUUAGCAUGGAUCUAACUCAGAACCAUGCAAACCACAGAACAGAAGGGCUUAAAUCCACCUCACUGGUAGUGAGAAGAGGACAGCCGUUUCAGCUCACUCUGGUCUUCAAUAGACCCUACAGUCCAAGAAAAAAUGAAAUGAUGUUAAGAUUACAGCUAGGUAUGUGUUAUGACAUUCCUAUGACCUUUCAAAGCGAGCGUUUGCAGGACCAGUGGUGUGCCUACUAUGAGAAGAACACAGUGGAUCCUUACAAAGUCUGUGUGUGUGUGCUCAGUCCGGCCAAUGCUACUGUGGGAGUGUAUCGACUAAACCUGCUGCUCAUGUCAUCUUCGGAGCAAUAUAGCUGCACAGUCGGCAACGUCACCCUCCUUUGCAACCCAUGGUGCAGUGCUGACUCUGUCUUCUUGCCUGAUGAGAGUCAGAGGGAAGAGUAUGUGAGGAAAGACUUUGGUGUGCUAUACCAAGGAACGGCAGAAAACAUCAUCCCCAGGCCCUGGAGCUUUGAUCUGUAUGAGAGUGAAAUCCUGGACAUCUGUUUGAGGAUCCUGAAUGUGAGUCCAGAACACAUUACAAACAAAAAAACUGAUUAUGCUCAUCGUAAAGAUCCUAUCUACAUCAGCAGAGUGGUCUCGGCUAUGAUCAACGCUAACGAUGACCUUGGCGUGCUAGAUGGAAGGUGGUCCGCUGACUUCAGGGAUGGUGUCAACCCAUCGACGUGGACAGGAAGUGGAAACAUCCUAAAACAGUGGGCCGGGUCAGGCUGCAAACCCGUUAAGUAUGGCCAGUGCUGGGUUUUUGCAGCUGUUAUGUGUACAGUAAUGAGAGUCCUUGGCAUCCCGACUCGUGUAGUCACAAACUAUAACUCAGGUCACGACACCAAUGCAAACCUGGUGAUUGAGGAGCAUUACACUGAGAAAGGUGAAAAGCUUCCUAGUGAUAGCAUCUGGAAUUUUCAUGUGUGGGUGGAGUGCUGGAUGAAACGGGGGGAUCUGGGAUCAGGCUUCGAUGGCUGGCAGGUGCUCGACCCUACACCACAGGAGAAAAGUGAAGGAAAGUACAAAUGCGGUCCUGCCCCUGUAAAAGCCAUUCGGGAGCGUCGGAUCGACAAGCUCUAUGACGUACCUUUAGUCUAUGCUGAAAUGAAUGCCAGUGUGCAGGUGAACAUUUGGCGAGGGAAACAAGUGUUGAGCCACAUUGUUGAAAAAGACAGAUUAGGCACUCUCAUCUGUACCAAGAGUCCGGGCUCCAACGAACCAAUGAACAUCACCGCUUCCUACAAAAAAACAGGUAAAGAGAUGGGCUGUGUGUACUAAACUAUAAUACAGUAUGUGUCUUUGUGACAUUACCUUUCAAUACCUACUUUAACCAAGAGCUCUGAAUCAGGUCUUUCUGUGAGUCUAACCAUUCACAAAAGCAUCAUUGGAGAAAGCAUUCACUUCUUAGUCACCAUCACAAACAAGGACAGCUUGCCGAGAACAGUGCGGGAACAUGUUAACGCUCAGGCGAAGAGUUAUAACAGUAUACUGUUUACCUUCUGGGAGGCACACAACAUAGUUCAGAUUGCUCCUUAUAAAGAACUGAUCCUACAACACCAAAUACCGUACAGUCAGUACGCUGUGCUGGGAAAUGAGCAGCUAGUUAAUCUCUCAGCGGUCAUAACUGAUGUGGAAACCGAUGACAGUCUACUGGCUUUUAAAGAGUUCAACAUCAGUUCCCCCUCCAUCGAAAUUCAGAUUCCUUAUAGGAAAGCCAUCGUUACCCACAAACAGCAGGUUGCUUUUGUGAAGUUUACUAACCCAUUCCUGGCACCCGUAAGUGGAGUGUUGACAGUGGCUGGUUCAAGCCUGCUGAAGGACAAACUGCUCUUGAGUUGCCCCAUAGAGCAUCUGCAGCCCGGAAAGACUAUGAAUGUCCAGGUUUGCUUUACACCAAGGAUGGCAGGAGAGAAGAUGCUGCAUGCCACUCUUGAGCUAAAUAACAAUCCCAUUGCUAUCCGUGGCUUCACAACUUUCAUAGUGCAACAAGCUUAAUAUUAACUGUACUUAAUGUUAUUUAUUAUUUAUUUA
Messenger RNA from Trichomycterus rosablanca, 2136 nucleotides. RefSeq names its product transglutaminase 5, like (gene tgm5l). The record is from RefSeq and is a predicted model, not a curated record. Gene Ontology annotation, biological process: peptide cross-linking. The transcript has 14 exons. Gene Ontology annotation, molecular function: protein-glutamine gamma-glutamyltransferase activity. Lineage: Eukaryota; Metazoa; Chordata; Actinopteri; Siluriformes; Trichomycteridae.